AUGCAUGUUACCGAGUUUCUGAAUCGAACCAAUCGACGCAAUCGUAAUGCCCAAAUUGAUUGCAGUGUAGAAUGCAAGCUAGCCGACUAUGCGGAAGAUUUGGAUAGACGUCGUCAUCAGCUGGCUCGCCAGCUGCACAGUGAGCAGCACCAGCUGGAUGAGGAGCUGGCGGAGCUGCAGAAAGCACGUCUCGACUUAGCUCAGAAUCAGCGCAUUGAAUGGAUACAAAUGUCGCUGAUGAGAGACGAGGCAGCCGAACAGCAGCUGCUUCAACUCAAGCAACUGCAGCGAGAAAUCGAAAACUCUGAGGAGCAUCGGCACGAGGAAACAAGGCAAAUACUACUGGCAACCAAACAGGCGCAGCUCUAUCAGAUUGAGGAGCGCAAAGAACGGCAGCGUCGAGCUGCCCAAAUGGAGGCGAUCUGGUAUCAAAAUAAAUAUAAAUACAUAUGGGAUAAAUAA
Molecule: messenger RNA, 462 nt
Organism: Drosophila hydei
Lineage: Eukaryota; Metazoa; Arthropoda; Insecta; Diptera; Drosophilidae
Exons: 2
Coding region: 1-462 (153 amino acids)
Source: RefSeq, a predicted model, not a curated record